Messenger RNA from Tripterygium wilfordii, 201 nucleotides. RefSeq names its product auxin-responsive protein SAUR50-like. The record is from RefSeq and is a predicted model, not a curated record. Bases 1 to 201 code for a protein of 66 amino acids. Gene Ontology annotation, biological process: response to auxin. The transcript is spliced from 2 exons. NCBI's taxonomy places the organism in Eukaryota, Viridiplantae, Streptophyta, Magnoliopsida, Celastrales, Celastraceae.
AUGUCGUCAAAAUCAGGACUACCUUUGGAAGUCCCAAAGGGUCAUUUUGUUGUAUAUCUUGGCGAGAACAGAAGCAGACACAUUCUGCCUAUAUCUUUCUUGUCUAUAGACUCCAUACCUGAGUUUCAAAGCUUGCUUCAACAAGCAGAAGAGGAGUUUGGAUUUGACCAUGACAUGGGUCUCACAAUCCCUUGUGAGUAA